UUAAAAACAAAGAUAACCACUGAUAACAUCGACAGCUGAAAAAUCAAUUUAACCGUUUUAUUUGUGAUCUUGAAAAUGUGAGUUAUUAGAUAGUGAAAUGAAAUGUAUUUCAAGUAAUUUCUGCAAAUGAUUCAACAUUCAAGUGAAAAGAAUUAAAUACCUCAAACAUCUGGCUAUCUGGAAAUAACUUUAAAACAUUGAUAAAUUAUUUAUAAAACUUUGAUAGCAUAAACAUUGGGUUGUAUAUUGAUAGAGUUGUAAGAUCUUUGUGGGAAUAACUGUUUAACAGUGUUCAGGCUACACAUAAGACAAUGACUAGUCGAAAGGAUAUAAAGUUUGGUGUUGUUGUAGCAUUUGGUUUAGUGUACUUCGUUAGUUUUUGGCUUCUUACUAUUGGAUAUUUCACACCAUAUUGGUUAUUGAUUAACCUGUCAUCUGGAGACUUCGACAGUGCUUGGAUUUCUACACAUACCACCGCUUCAUAUUAUUCGUGGAUACCUUGGAAGUAUGGUAGUGCUUGUAAUAGUGUUGGAUUGGUCAAGCCAACCAUGAAUUGUGACGAGAGUAUCUAUGACUGGUUUGAGACAUCUAAUAUACACAGUAUAAGGACGAUAUUGCGACCCACCUUCAUUCUAAUGACAACAGCUGUUGUAGUGGUGUACACAAACGCUAUGAUGCUGAUUACAGCUGUCGUGUUUGACUUAUUCCAUUAUUCUCUUUACAUGUCUUUGUUGUCCAUCUCAUUCGGAGUAUUUUGUCCCAUUGCUGCUGUUCUUAUUCUGGUAGCGACUAUAUAUGUUGAAGCAGCAUAUACGACAGACACAGGAUAUUCGCCAAUGCUAUGUACUGUAUCUGGUUGUUUGAUGCUUAUUUUUUACAUAAGUCUCAUUGUGUACGACAGGAAAUACAUACAAAGUAGUACGACGUCAAAACCAAAGGAGAAGUCUAAACAUGCAGCAGGUGGAAACAAAAGAGGAAGUCGUGAUACAACAAAGCAUGAUCCUACUUCUUUCGAAACUAAGCUAAAGAGAGACAAGGUUCAACCAGUACGAAAUUGGGGUUUACGAAGAAAGUAACAGAACUCUGGACGCCGGGUUUAUCCCGAUGUUAAGCUCAAUUUUUAUUCAACUCCUAUAUUGAUAUAUAGCGAUUCCCUUGCAUAACAUUGAAAUACUGAAAUGUUUUUCUUCUGAUCAUUGCUGUGGUGUGUUAUAGCAAAGUGCUGCUCUAGAUUUAGAUUAGUAAUGUAUACAUUUUCUAUUCUAAUCUUUGCUUUAUUACUGCUCAUGAACGGACUCAAUCAAACCGAGUCUGCAAUUUUCACUGUUUGCCUUGUUCUCGGUGCUUCCGAGGGAUCUACUUUCCAGAUUUUAUAUAGAUAGCAGCUGUAUGUAUCACUGUGAUAAAUGCAUUCCAUUUGGCAAGUAAAAGUGGCAGAUUAGACUUUUAAUAGAAAUAUCAUUCGGGCUAUUAACACAAGCGUUCUAAACGUUGGUAAAAGUCACGUGGCCUGUUGUAUGAUGCAGGUUUUUCUAUUCAUGUUAAAACAAUACGUGAUGUGUGUUCGAAAUGGAGAACAUAUUUCGUGUCAUGAACAUAACGCAACAACCAUGAUUGAAGUUUUGACUUUAAACUUGGUUUGUACGACACAAAGAGCAGCGUGCAUGCAUCAGAUCGGUACAUCAAAACAUAUAGGUAGAUACCGAUGAAACAUUGUGCAGGACACGUGCACUUAUUGGAAAGUCAAAUAUCAAGGUCAGAAAUUUAGUUGAAAUCUAUCCCAUGUAUUAUGUCUCCGGAACACGUUUCCAAAACCAUUCAAGGUAUUGACUUAAAACUUGGUAGGUGUUGAUGAGACUAUAUGUAGAUGGCAUGUCCUUGGACAGAAGUUCAGAAUUCAAGAUCACAAAUUAAGUUCAAAUGUCAAGCCUGUCCUUUGCAUUUUUGUAUAUGAGGUCAACUCAAACUAUUCAAUGUACUGACUUAAAGCGUUGAACAAUGACGGUUUGUGAUGAAACAAUUUGAGGAGUACAACUCUCAAUAUUAUUUCUCCCUCACUCCCGCACACCACAUACACAAAAACAGUUUCUUCGCUAAUAGAAAAAUAGACAAACAAUAAGUACACUUCUAGUAUGUUGUAUCUUAUUAUUCACCAUCGCCACACAAACCCACCCCAGACCUCAACCCAUCGUCACAUUACAUCCCUCCUUCGACAUGCACCAACAUUAUUUUCUUCAAAUUUUUAUUCUUCCUCUUCUGAUCUAGAAAUUUGGGUGUAUAUUUAUUGUCGCACUUUGCGGCGCUCUUGUUCCAUUUUAGACUCUUGUAAAUUUUAACAUAAAUUCCAGUUUGUUUAGUUCUGCUCAUUGUUUUCUCGUUUAGGGCAAACCCAUUAUUUAAACUGGGGACCGUACGCCGCUUUUCAUGGAAUUACACACUAGUGUAGCAUUGAAGGUUCCAUGUGCACCGCCGUAUGAACACAUCUGCGGAUGUGUCUAAAUUGUUUUUUGUACUUUUAACAUGUGUAAAUGUUGAGUUCUGCUCAACCCGGGGCUAGAGGGCGUGGACGGUAGCAUGCAUUUCCACUACCGUUCAUGAACAGGCUCAAUCAAACCGAGUCUGCAACAUUUUCGUUUUUGUUGUGUUGAGCGACCUGUGGGGUUUCCACUUUUUCUAUUCAAUUGCGAAUAAUUAAAGUUUUAAAAAAUUCUA
Mercenaria mercenaria is the source of this 2712-nucleotide messenger RNA. RefSeq lists its product as uncharacterized. Bases 312 to 1076 code for a protein of 254 amino acids. The transcript has 4 exons. Lineage: Eukaryota; Metazoa; Mollusca; Bivalvia; Venerida; Veneridae. The record is from RefSeq and is a predicted model, not a curated record.